AUAAUAUGUUCUUGAUUCAAAGGCUAAAACCACCGCUCUCCUUUCCCUCCAGCUCACAUCCAGCAAUUUCCGGAUCACCUCAAAACAUUUUUUUUUUUUUUUUUUCUUUUCCAAUUUUCCCCCAAAUAUUUAAACUUUUAGGACAAGAAUCAGUGCUGUUUCUUACCUUCUCUUCCAUUUCAAUCUCAUUCAAUUUUCACAUUUUCUUUUUUGUCAAUUAUUAAAAUAAAAAAAAAAAAAAUGAGUGCCGGAGAGCUUCUCGAUGUUGAGCCACUGGAAAUGAAAUUCCCAUUUGAGUUGAAGAAGCUGAUCUCUUGUUCUCUGCAAGUUUCGAAUAAGACCCAAAAUUAUGUCGCUUUUAAGGUUAAAACGACGAAUCCGAAGAAAUAUUGUGUUAGGCCGAACACUGGCAUUGUGUUGCCGCAUUCAACCUGCGAUAUUAUUGUGACAAUGCAAGCACAGAAGGAGGCUCCUGCAGAUAUGCAAUGCAAAGACAAGUUCUUGCUGCAGAGUGUAAUUACGACCCCCGGAUUAACUGCCAAAGACAUCACUGCAGAAAUGUUUAACAAGGAGCAAGGGCAGGUUGAAGAAUGCAAGUUGAAAGUGCUAUACGUUGCGCCACGUCAGCCUCCUUCUCCAGUUGCCGAAGGAUCCGAAGAAGGUUUUUCCCCAAGGGCCAGUGGACUGGAAAAUGGCUCAGAGGUUACUAGAAUGUUCGUUGAUAGCCACGACAAAUUACCAGAGGUCAAAUCUCUCGUUUCGAAGUUGACUGAGGAAAAAGCUGCUGCAAUUCAACGGGGUACCAAACUUCGUCAAGAACUGGAACAAUUGAAGCGCGAAAAGAACAAAAGUGGAGGAGUAUCGAUCACUUCCGUUCUCGUUAUUGGCCUUCUUGGUAUAAUUUUCGGGUACUUCAUGAAAAGGACAUAACCGUCUUUCUACUAGAAUCUUCUUUCUUUCAUUUUAUUUUUAUUUUUAUUUCCUACUUAUUUUAUGUCUCUCUUUAUAUGUACCUAUGAAGAAUAUAGGAACAAAAGAGAAAUUCUUGAGGGGCAUGCUUUGCUCUAUGUUAGAUUUGUGGUAGCUAUUGCUUUGUGUUUUGAAAGUAGCUUUUGAUUUUUCUUUUUAGAUAUUGUUUUGUGUUUAGCCUCAUGUCACAUUGAUUUAUUGACAAUUCUUUUGUAACUUGGAUAAAACAUUUCCGUUUCAAUGGAAUAUAUUUAUGGUAUUUUUACGGAUAAUU
This is a messenger RNA of Erythranthe guttata (spotted monkey flower), 1243 nucleotides long. Its product is annotated as vesicle-associated protein 1-1. The record is from RefSeq and is a predicted model, not a curated record. Gene Ontology annotation, cellular component: endoplasmic reticulum membrane; plasma membrane. Gene Ontology annotation, biological process: endoplasmic reticulum membrane organization. NCBI's taxonomy places the organism in Eukaryota, Viridiplantae, Streptophyta, Magnoliopsida, Lamiales, Phrymaceae.